AUGAAUCCUACAGCUCCUACCACCCUGUGGCCGACUUUCCCUUAGUGAGGGUGCUCAGGGACCCCAUAUUUGUGGAGGUUCGGCUGGUGCAGAAGACAGAACCCACAUUGGUGCUGGGCCUGCACCACUGCUGGGCCUCUCCCAGCCCUGACGCCACGUCCCAGCCCCAGUGGCCCAUCCUGGUGGACGGGUGUCCCUUUGAGGGAGACAACUACAGGACACAGCUGGUGCCUGUGGGCCCUGCCUCACCACAGCUGCCCUUCCCCAGCCACUAUCAGCGCUUUGUCAUCUCUACCUUCACCUUUGUGGAUCCUCCUGCCAUGGCUGUGCUGGAGGGAGAGGUGUACAUCUCCUGCAGUGCUUCCGUGUGCCACCUGGCCCAGCCCGAGCCCUGCCGGCCCUCGUGCCAGCUGGGAGUGCCCUCACGAGCACGUCGGUCCCUGAAGGAGAGGACAGGUGGCAGUGUGGGGACAGUCAUCUCGCAGGGACGUGUUGUGUUCCCCAAGGUGCCCAAGGGAGGAGCUCAGGGGAGAGGCUGA
Molecule: messenger RNA, 539 nt
Organism: Acanthisitta chloris (rifleman)
Lineage: Eukaryota; Metazoa; Chordata; Aves; Passeriformes; Acanthisittidae
Product: zona pellucida sperm-binding protein 4-like
Exons: 4
Biological process (GO): binding of sperm to zona pellucida; prevention of polyspermy
Cellular component (GO): egg coat
Molecular function (GO): structural constituent of egg coat; acrosin binding
Source: RefSeq, a predicted model, not a curated record